Molecule: messenger RNA, 3439 nt
Organism: Lonchura striata (white-rumped munia)
Lineage: Eukaryota; Metazoa; Chordata; Aves; Passeriformes; Estrildidae
Source: RefSeq, a predicted model, not a curated record
CCUGGAAUGCUGAUUUUCUCCCAUUUUCCAUCAGCGGAGCUAUUAGGGAGUGGAAGCUACAGACGGAAAACAACCCCUUCCCUGUGUUGUCAUUACAGCUUAAAAAAACUUGUGUGUCUGCUAAAACUUCUGCUUAGAAAUAGUAGUAUUAAAACUCUUGAAAUCAAGUUCCUCUUGUAUCUUCAUCCCUUCCAGUUGAACAGGGUUUGUGCAACACUUGAUAAAUCCAAAGCUUGGGUUUUCCUGGCUGAAAUUAGAAUAUAGGGAGCUAUAUUUGAAUUUCUCUGAUUUUGUGUUUUUCCUCAUUUCUAGUUGAGCACUUUACACCUGAAGGAUGAAAAAACCAAACCAGAUGCCAAUGGUGCCGUUGUCAAGGCAGAUGACAAUGUGGAGAAGACGGAGGAUGAGGAGAAGGAGGACAGAGCUGCCCAGUCCUUACUGAACAAGCUGAUCCGCAGUAACCUGGUUGACACCACAAAUCAAGUGGAGGUGCUGCAGAGGGACCCCACAUCACCCCUCUACUCUGUCAAGUCUUUCGAGGAGCUGCGCCUGAAACCACAGCUCCUGCAAGGAGUCUAUGCCAUGGGCUUCAACAGACCAUCUAAGAUCCAAGAGAAUGCCCUGCCCAUGAUGCUUGCUGAACCCCCGCAGAACCUGAUCGCGCAGUCGCAGUCCGGUACUGGCAAGACCGCUGCCUUCGUCCUGGCCAUGCUCAGCAGGGUUGAGCCUGGGAACAAGUAUCCACAGUGUUUGUGCCUUUCCCCAACAUACGAGCUGGCACUUCAAACAGGAAAAGUGAUUGAGCAGAUGGGAAACUUCUACCCGGAGCUGAAACUUGCAUAUGCUGUCCGAGGCAACAAACUGGAGAGAGGGCAGAAGAUCUCAGAGCAGAUUGUAAUCGGCACACCUGGCACCGUGCUGGACUGGUGUUCCAAACUGAAGUUCAUCGAUCCCAAGAAGAUCAAGGUGUUCGUGUUGGAUGAGGCAGACGUGAUGAUCGCCACCCAGGGCCACCAGGACCAGAGCAUCCGCAUUCAGAGAAUGCUGCCCAGGGACUGCCAGAUGCUCCUGUUUUCAGCCACUUUUGAGGAUUCUGUGUGGAAGUUUGCUCAAAAAGUUGUUCCUGACCCAAACAUUAUCAAACUGAAGCGUGAGGAGGAGACCCUGGACACCAUCAAGCAGUAUUAUGUUCUGUGCAAUAACAGAGAUGAGAAGUUCCGGGCUCUCUGUAACAUCUACGGCGCCAUCACCAUCGCCCAGGCCAUGAUCUUCUGCCAUACUCGGAAGACGGCGGGGUGGCUGGCGGCGGAGCUGUCCCGGGAGGGCCACCAGGUGGCCUUGCUCAGCGGGGAGAUGAUGGUGGAGCAGAGAGCUGCCGUGAUCGAGCGCUUUCGGGAGGGCAAGGAGAAGGUGCUGGUGACCACAAACGUCUGUGCCAGAGGGAUUGAUGUAGAGCAGGUCUCCGUUGUUAUCAAUUUUGACUUGCCUGUGGAUAAGGAUGGAAACCCAGACAACGAGACCUACCUGCACCGCAUCGGCCGCACCGGCCGCUUUGGCAAGCGAGGGCUGGCCAUUAACAUGGUGGACAGCAAGCACAGCAUGAACAUUCUCAACAGAAUCCAGGAACAUUUCAACAAAAAGAUAAAUAAAUUGGAUACUGAUGACUUGGAUGAAAUUGAGAAGAUAAAUAACUGAAAUAGCUGCUGGAACUGGUAUGUGCCCUGCUGUGGAAGCUCUCCCACUACAAUUGGAUCAGCGUUUGGAUUGGCACAGCCUCUCAGCUCGUCCUGAACAGGACUCCAAGAUAUGAGUACACAAAAAUUACCUCAUUUUCAAAAUUGCAGUUGGACUUCAAAUUGUGCAACUAUGGGGAGGAAGAGGAAAUGUUUACAGAAGCUUUUAACAUUUCUUAGUUUAGCCUUAAAAUUGGAUGAUCUUUGGAAUUCUGAGAAAUACACUUGCCAAAAGAGAGGCAAUAGGGAAUUAUCUAAAAUUGUAAAAGAAAAAAACCCCAUGAUUGUCUUCAAUUGGAAUAAUGUGCAGCAUUAACCUGAUCAGUUUAAAUUCAACAGCUGAAUACAUAAUGGACACAAGGAAAGGAAAAAAAAAAAAGAAAACCUAAAAACCCCAAACAAGGCAGCUGGUUUUUGGCUAAAUACUUGUACAAACUAGGAUGUCGUUCUCUUUGGCUCUCCCCUGAGCUCUUUAAGACUCAUUUCUGGCUUUCUGAUGGAUUUGCCCUGCUUUUCCCUACAUAAAUUGUUCUGAGGAUGUCUCCAGUAGCUCCUACUCGCAAACAUAGGUGCCGUGUCGCUUUGCUGGGCAGUAUUUUCUUUUCCUUUGUCCUGGAAUUUUUGGGAUGGCCGCUCUCCGUGACAUGGGUGGUGGUGACGCUACAGGAGUUCAUCCCAAGUGUUUAACCUGGCUGUGGUGUGGGUGGGUGGGGUGGGAGGGGCAGUAUGAAGGGAACUGUACUAAUGGAUUGCCUGAUUAAAUUCACCUCUGUGAAUGAAAUUCACCCUGUGAUUAAAUACACCGUGCUGUGAAGCUCAGCACGGGUAAUGUACAGAGCUGUUGAGCUUCACCCAUCACGUACAGGAUUAAAAGAUAGCCUGGAUUGACCAAAACAAUGUACCCUUAGAACACCAAAUUCACCUGUUGCAGUACGUUUCGGUAGCAGAGUCUGAGUUACAUUGCUCAGCCAAAUUGCAGGUGGGAGGUGCUCCAUAGUGUAAAAUAGGUUGUUGGUCCCUGCCCCGGGGUGUUCCAUGGAGAAGGAAGGAUUCACAGCUCCUGGAGUGUUGACGCCUCCUGUGUGUUGGGACCACUCUUGUGCACACAGCUGGACACUGGGGGCUGUUCCCCCAGCCCAGUCUCCAGGAGAAGGAGGCUCCUGAACCAGGACUUAGGGUGCACAGCUCUUUGUUGGGGGGAAAUGGGACGUGCGUGAGCAGCCAUGGGCCUGCUACUCAGCAUGGGAAUCAUGUCAAGACAAAUGUAUAAACUGUAAAUUUAAACUGAAGUGUUUUCUUUGCAAUUUUGGCCAUCAUAUUCUGUUCAAAGACAGGAAUAUGGAUCCUUUUACCAAGUAAAAAAAGGCUCAUUUAAAAUGUACCUAAAAUUUUAGGAAAUUGUGCACCCUUUUAUCAAUUUGUAUAAAGGCUUUAGUGAAGAAAAAAAAACAGCUUAAAAUUAAACUUUUUGUAUUCUGGGGUGUAUCUAUUUUUAUUCUGUUGGAAUCCUAUUUAAAGUGGCAGGUGAGUGAGUGCUUGCGUGUGGAGUGGAAGACUUGAUUUAAUCACCUACUUUCCUGGUACAGUUGAAUGACCUGGUGACAGCAGAGUAUUGGGUUCAAUUGUCAUGGAAGCUGCUGCUGGUCCUGUGUGCUGUUUCUAAUGUACUUUUAAUUGGAAUUAAAGAACACAUACUGAACAAUCCC